UCCCUCCUGCCGCUUUGGGUUUGAGGUUCCUGCGUCAAAGGUUCCACACGCUGUUCCACAUGUGUUAUUGUUUUGUUAAGGUAAUUCAUUUGUGAUGCAUUGAAAUAAACUAUAGUAACAUGGGAAAGAAUAAAAGGAACAAGCCAAACGAGUCGGGGAAACAAGCGGACAAGGCCGGAAAAAACCCAAGUGAUAAGAAGUUCAAACGAGAUGCUAAACCCAAGAGAGCCAAACCAGACCACCUGAAAGACAUCCCCUUCAGGCUCCGAGAGAUCAUGAAGAGCAAGGAGAGGAUGAAAACGGGACCCUUGAAGGCCAAAAAGCUUAAAGAUGUCAUUCCCCCUAAAGGUAAACCAGAGGAUUCCCAGGAUGGAGACAUACCCGUCCCACAUUUCAAGAGGAGAAAGAUGGAAAGUGAGAAAGCAUACGUGCGGCGCAUGCAGAAUGAGACAAAUCACGUCCUCUUCCUCACCAAGAACCAGGUAGACAGGAAGCCUGAGCUGGAUAUAGAUGAACAAGAGAAGCCUGCAGACAAGGGCAAGUCUGAGAAAAAGAAAGAGUAUGAUAAAGGCAGAUUACAGAGACUACAACUGAAGAAGUUGGACAGACAGGAGGACAUGUUGGAAAAAGAGAUGUUUGUUGAUAAUGUUCCCUUUGGUGAAGUUUCAAUGGCCCCGCCGUCUUUGAGUUUCAAACCCAGGAAAGCUCCGGUCAAAUCUCAGGGAUCAAAGAACCUGCUUCUCAACUCUCUCCUCGGCCAAACCGUUGCUUCCACAACCAAGCCCUCCAUGGCCAGACAGAGAAUAAUGGAGGAGGAGAGGGUGCGAGCGGUGGAGGCCUACCGUCAUCUUAAGAAACAGAAACAGCUGCAGCACGAGGCCAGGACUGCUGGUCUGGAAAAACUCAAAAACCUUCAGUGACAGUUUGUGUCAAAGAAAGUCCCUCGCUUGAGUCAGCAGGGCAGUUCACAUUGUAAGAUAACCAUGAGCAGACGGACUGUAUUAUGUAACAAUGGAAUAUUCCAGCGAGGGAGCUUACCUCAAUGUAGCUAACUGUCAGGGAAAGAAGCAAACAUUUGCAUCCACAGGCCACAGUAUGAGAUAAGUUACUAUCAGCAUUCCCACUGCCACUCUCAAUAUCACGUUAAGCUCAAAAGUGAACAGGACAUACACUAUUAUUAAUGCCUGUUUAAAUGUGUAUAAAGAAGACAAACUGAUGACGGCUAAACACAUCCAGACAGGUGACUUCUGUUGAUUUGUCACCCUGUAACUGUGUUGGAUGUUUACUGGUAAGUGUUCAUUUACGCUGUGUUCAUCUUUAGGUAACAUUUGUGAUAUGGUAGACAAUAAAAUCAUCAAGAAUCAA
Messenger RNA from Morone saxatilis (striped sea-bass), 1365 nucleotides. It is a transcript of the gene ccdc137, whose product is annotated as coiled-coil domain containing 137. The transcript is spliced from 6 exons. NCBI's taxonomy places the organism in Eukaryota, Metazoa, Chordata, Actinopteri, Moronidae. The record is from RefSeq and is a predicted model, not a curated record. The coding region runs from base 120 to 920 and encodes 266 amino acids.